AUGGCGGUGCCUUUGGAUAAUGUUGAUUCAAUGAUUGAUGAUGAAAGGGAAGAUAUGGGUGAAGAAAUGUCAUCAUCUGAAUCAGAGCAGGACGAUAUAAGAUUAGCUGAGCCAUCUAAAAAUGCAGUUUAUAACAGAGAUGCUAUAAUAGAUAAACUUGGAGAUAUCAGUUGGCCAGAGAGUGUGGAAUGGAUACACAAACUAUCCAUUGAUGUUGAUCAAGAGCAAGAAGUAGAUGUCAAUGAUGAUUUGGCACGAGAACUUGCAUUUUAUACACAGGCAUUGGAGGGAACUAGGCAGGCCUUUGAGAAACUUCAGUCAAUGGGUCUACCUUUUCUGAGACCUGCAGACUAUUAUGCUGAAAUGGUAAAGACAGAUGGACACAUGGAAAAAGUUAAAGGUCGGCUAUUAGCAGAGAAACGAAAGAUGGAAGAGGCUGAAGAGAGAAGAAAGGCCAGGGAGGCCAAGAGAUUGGCUAAAGAGAUCCAGGCUCAGAAAUUAAAAGAAAGGGCUAAGCAGAAGAAGGAAGAUAUAGAAUCUGUUAAGAAAUGGAGGAAGCAGAGGCAACAAAGUGGAUUUGCUGACACUGGCAAUGAUGCAGAUGCUGAUGCAGCUUUUGACUUUGAGGAUGGAAAAGUAUUUCAGAGGUCCAAUAAGAAAAGACCAGGAGUGGCUCCAGGGGAUAGGUCAGGAGGGAAGGCAAGGCAGGCGUUUGGUAAAGGAAAGAAACAAAAGAAAAGAGAUAUUAAGAAUUCCAAAUUUGGUUUUGGAGGCAAGAAGGGGUUGAAAAAGCAGAAUACUGCUGACACCACCAAUGACUACGGUAAAUUCAAGAAGCGUGCUUUCUCCGAAAACAAGAAGAGAAAGCGGUAA
This is a messenger RNA of Sphenostylis stenocarpa, 873 nucleotides long. Lineage: Eukaryota; Viridiplantae; Streptophyta; Magnoliopsida; Fabales; Fabaceae. The record is from the annotation of a GenBank genome assembly.